Macroventuria anomochaeta is the source of this 523-nucleotide messenger RNA. RefSeq lists its product as uncharacterized. The record is from RefSeq and is a predicted model, not a curated record. NCBI's taxonomy places the organism in Eukaryota, Fungi, Ascomycota, Dothideomycetes, Pleosporales, Didymellaceae. Bases 183 to 434 code for a protein of 83 amino acids. The transcript is spliced from 2 exons.
GUCAUUCCGUCCUACGCGCGCGCGGCCGAUCAUGGAAUCAACUGCAGCAUGCGAUUACGCUCUUGCUGCGCUCUCAUCUCGUGAAUUUAGAUACAAACGAUGAAUGAUAAGGACCACGCGUGCUGUGGACAACCUGCGCUCCACGCUUGCUCCUAGCCCAUCUCACCUCCACCAACUUCGCCAUGACCGCCUCUGAGGUACCACAGUGGCUGCAGACCGUUAACGAGAAACGGCUCAUACGCGAGAAGGCCAUUCACAACUUCCUUGGUGCAGACAAAACACGCUUCGAGAUACUGCAACUCGACGCUUUAGGAAGCACCAAAAGCAGUGCACGAGACGUUACCGCCAUUGAUAGCGUCGAUAACACUCUGCAAGCGAUUGCUUCUGGCGCCGUGAGUGCGUCAACGCUAUGUGCUGCCUACGUGCACCGGUAGGCUCCGUGCGCAACUCCAAAUGAUCGUACCAUUCUCACACCAUAAUUUCAUAGGGCUAUUGAUGCUCACAAACGUGUACCGUUCCCCAC